This is a messenger RNA of Phoenix dactylifera (date palm), 2532 nucleotides long. Its product is annotated as neutral/alkaline invertase 3, chloroplastic. The record is from RefSeq and is a predicted model, not a curated record. Lineage: Eukaryota; Viridiplantae; Streptophyta; Magnoliopsida; Arecales; Arecaceae. Gene Ontology annotation, biological process: sucrose catabolic process. Gene Ontology annotation, cellular component: chloroplast. Gene Ontology annotation, molecular function: sucrose alpha-glucosidase activity; endo-alpha-N-acetylgalactosaminidase activity.
UACCCAGAAUGCAGCCCAUAAUAUAAACAGCAAAACAGAGAUGAAAGUUUCUUUCAAGUUCCUCUUUCUGCGGCCCUGGUUUGCAAAGAAAAGAGAGCGUUGUUCGAGUUUCCUUCCGUACGCGGGACGACUGCUGCCCGUAGGCGAGUCGAACUCGGAGCUGCUUUUCCCCCUUCCUCCUCUUCGAUUCGGUCGCUAAAAUCGAGAUACGAGACUUUCGGAUCGUAUACAGGAAGGAUCGCUCUGUUGGCUUGAUUAUACUAUAUCGAAGCGAUUCUAUUCGGUCAUAUUUUUAUCUCUACGAACAUGGGAAUUUCCGAGGCAGCUCUGCAUGUGGUGCCUGGGCCUGCACCAAGACAUUUUUGUUCCGGUUUAUAUAUAAACACUUCACAAUUAAGUAUACCCUCCAAACCUAGUGGAAAGUACAGAAAGAAGAAGUGCUCUGUGAACCUGAGAUCUCAGUCUAAUUGCAUGAGGGUAUGUGGGGUCUGGGUCAUCAAUAGUCGAUCAGAGUCUCUAAAAUGCCGGUGCCAGAUGACUGAGGAUAUCACUGGGAUGACUAGUAACGAUGGUAAUGGGGCCUGGCUUAAAGAACCGGCUAGCAAAGCAAGCCAGAUUUUUGCUGAUGUGAAUAGUCAGAAAGUUAUUGGUUUGGAGAAUGGACCUGCCGUGGCAAUUGAUGAUAAAUCCGUUUUGGCUGGAUCAGCUAAACAUGCAAUGCACAAGAAAAGAGGAAAUUCUGUCGAGGAUGAAGCAUGGAGUUUAUUGCAAGAAUCUGUGGUUUAUUACUGUGGUAGCCCUGUUGGAACAAUCGCUGCAAAGGACCCCUCUGACAGCAAUGUUCUAAAUUAUGAUCAGGUCUUCAUCCGUGACUUCAUACCUUCUGGAAUUGCUUUUCUUUUGAAAGGAGAGUAUGAAAUUGUCCGCAACUUUAUCCUUCACACCCUUCAGCUUCAGAGCUGGGAGAAAACGAUGGAUUGCCAUAGUCCAGGUCAAGGGCUGAUGCCUGCUAGCUUCAAGGUGAGGACAGUUCCACUUGAUGGUGAUGACUUGGCAACUGAGGAGGUGUUGGAUCCUGACUUUGGAGAGGCUGCAAUAGGCCGUGUAGCACCAGUUGAUUCAGGCUUAUGGUGGAUUAUACUGCUAAGAGCUUAUGGAAAAUGCUCUGGGGACCUAUCAGUUCAGGAAAGAAUUGAUGUCCAGACAGGAAUUAAGAUGAUUUUGAAGCUUUGUCUGGCUGAUGGUUUUGACAUGUUCCCAACUUUACUGGUGACAGAUGGGUCAUGUAUGAUAGACCGCCGGAUGGGAAUUCAUGGCCACCCUCUUGAAAUUCAGGCGCUCUUCUAUUCAGCACUUCUAUGUGCACGCGAGAUGCUUGCACCAGAAGAUGGAUCUGCAGACCUUAUUCGAGCAUUAAAUAACAGGCUAAUAGCAUUGUCAUUUCAUAUCAGGGAAUAUUAUUGGGUUGACAUGAGAAAACUCAAUGAGAUCUACCGAUACAAAACAGAGGAGUAUUCUUAUGAUGCAGUUAACAAGUUCAACAUCUACCCAGAUCAGAUUUCUCCAUGGCUAGUGGAGUGGGUGCCUGAUAAAGGAGGCUACUUUAUUGGGAAUUUGCAGCCUGCUCACAUGGAUUUUCGUUUCUUUUCUCUUGGAAAUCUGUGGUCUAUAGUAAGCAGUUUGGCGACAGUGCAUCAAUCACAUGCCAUUUUGGACCUGAUAGAGGCCAAAUGGUCUGACUUGGUGGCAGAUAUGCCAUUUAAGAUAUGUUAUCCUGCUCUUGAGGGUCAGGAAUGGCGAAUCAUUACUGGCAGUGAUCCCAAGAACACCCCCUGGUCAUACCACAAUGGCGGCGCUUGGCCAACAUUGCUCUGGCAGCUUGCAGUUGCAUGCAUCAAGAUGAACAGGCCAGAGAUUGCCGCAAGGGCUGUUGAGGUUGCAGAGAAGCGCAUAGCAGCUGAUAAAUGGCCUGAAUAUUAUGACACUAAGCAAGCUCGGUUCCUUGGGAAACAAUCUCGGUUGCACCAGACGUGGUCUAUUGCAGGCUUUCUUGUGGCGAAGCUUCUGCUCGACAACCCCAAUGCUGCUAAAACUCUCUGGAAUGAUGAGGAUGCAGAGAUCCUUAAUGCGUUAAAUAUUAUGGGUGAUCCAUCCAACCCAAGAAGAAAAAGGGGGAGGAAAGUACUAAAGAAGACUUACAUUGUAUGAGGUGACGGUAUUGGCCUUCUUUUUCUUUUUUUUUCUUUUUAAGCCCUAAUUUAUUGGAAGGGUUUGCGACGCUAGUUUGCUCACCUAAUGGCAGAUCAAGAAGUAUGCGAUGUUAUCCAGCCUUUCCGCAUGCUGCUCACCCUUCUGAAAUGUAUAGAUGUAUUCUUUCAGAGUGCUUGUUUUAAUUUAAUUUUCUGCUUCAUCCAUCAGCCUGAUGAAUUUGGAUGCUAUGAUUGUAUAAGCCGAUUAUAGAACAAAUUACUUAUAAUCUUGGAAUGCUUACCCUUGGUGGGUGGAUUGUAGAUGUACGAAUAAUCUUUUUAA